Molecule: messenger RNA, 1896 nt
Organism: Cydia amplana
Lineage: Eukaryota; Metazoa; Arthropoda; Insecta; Lepidoptera; Tortricidae
Product: zinc finger protein 99-like
Exons: 11
Coding region: 149-1879 (576 amino acids)
Biological process (GO): regulation of transcription by RNA polymerase II
Cellular component (GO): chromosome
Molecular function (GO): chromatin insulator sequence binding
Source: RefSeq, a predicted model, not a curated record
AGUAUUUAGACGAUUUGCAAACAGCAAAUGAUGGUUUUACUACAUCAGUUACUACUCAAUAUAUUAUUAUCCGUCAUGAAACCUCCUAAAAGUACUUGUGCUGUUGACUGUUAACUCGUUUUAGUAUUUAAUCUUAAGUUCUAUAAAAAUGUAUGCAAUAAAAAGGGAAACCGAAGAGGUACUUUGCCACGGAUGCCUCAGUGCAAACCGGAGGCUGUCGCCCUUGACGAAUUACGAAAUGUUCUUCUGUGUCUUAGGAAAUAAACAAACGGUAGAGGAAUACAAAUACCUGAAUAUUCUUCUAUGCUGGGAGUGUCAGGCGCUGCUGCGGCGCGCCCAGGAGUUCCGGAACACUCUGCAGCACGCACAGUACUUGCUGUCAGUGGCUGAUACUGAGCAGGUUUCACCAAAAUGUUUAUCCACACUAACACACACACACAAACAGGAAUAUGACUUAAGCAUAGAAGAAUCCAUAGAGUCCAAAAACGAAGUAACCAUAGACAACACAGAUACACUCAUAAAAGAAGAGAUAGAAGAUAAUUUGGACACAGACAAUUUUGACACUUAUAGUGAUAAUAUUAAAGACGAAAAUGAGUUACUAAUUAUUAAAAAAACAAAGAAAUAUAAAAAAGACACAGAAAAAAGGGAAGUUAAGAAAAUAGAUAACGGAUUGGACUUAAGUAAUCCCGAGAAGUAUUUUAGUGAGAUAUGUCUGAGCGAGAAGGAGGUAGAAGAGAUGUUAGCGAGAGAAAGAGAGGAAGAUGUCUGUCGGCCGCACAAGUGCGAAACCUGCGGGUUUUGGUUUCUGAGCAGAACUCAUAUCUAUGACCAUAAGAAGACUAUGCACAGACAGCGAACGAAACCAGGAAAGUGCCCCCAAUGCGCCUUCCGCUACAAGACCCUGUGGGACUUAGAGCUGCACAGCUGGCGAUCUCACCCAGUCAACCGGUGCUCGCUGUGCGGCCGUGUGGUGGCCAUCCUCGACAAGAAGAAGCAUUUGGCUAUGCACAGGUUUAGAUAUCGGUGCUUGAAGUGUGGAGCUGAUUUUGACAACAAGCAGUGGUACCAGCAUCACGAGAAACAGUUGCACUCCAAGUACAUCUGCGCGCAUUGCGACCGCAACUAUAAUACUAAGAAGGCUUUGGAAAAACAUGUCAUUCGCCACCACCUCCCCGCCUCGUGCCCUAUGUGCGGGCUGCGCUUCCCGGCGCCGGCGCACGAGCGGCUGCGGCGCCACGCGCGCGACGCGCACGAGCGCGCCGGCCCCGCCUACUGUGUGGAGUGUGACCGCACCUUUAUCAACGCGGCCAAGUACAGGCGCCACCUCAGCCAGUCGCAGAGGCAUCGACCGCAGAAGAAAAUCAGGCGCCACCUCAGCCAGUCGCAGAGGCAUCGGCCGCAGAAGAAAAUCAGGUUACUAAUCGUCGUUGAGAAUGCCAAAUCCUGUGACCGCACCUUUAUCAACGCGGCCAAAUACAGGCGCCACCUCAGCCAGUCGCAGAGGCAUCGGCCGCAGAAGAAAAUCAGUGUCCCGUGCCCCGAGUGCGGCAAGGUGUUUUCUCGGAAAAACUACAUGAACAACCAUAUGAAGCUGUUCCACUCCAACCAGUCGCGCCACCACUGCCCUCUCUGCGACAAGUACUUCGUGAACGGCUGGGGGCUCCGCACGCACCACAAAUUCGUUCAUGAGAAAAUCCCGUUACCAAAGACGAAGAUAUGCAGCGUGUGCGGUCGCGGAUUCGGGACAAACCGCGUGCUGGAGAACCACAUGCGCACGCACACGGGCGAGCGGCCGUUCUCGUGCGCGCGCUGUCCCGCCGCCUUCGCGCAGCGCGUCGCGCUCAAGGCGCACCUCGCCGCCAUACACAAGGAAAAGUGACCGAUUCUAUAAGGCCC